This is a messenger RNA of Nannospalax galili (Upper Galilee mountains blind mole rat), 3860 nucleotides long. RefSeq names its product cap methyltransferase 2 (gene Cmtr2). The transcript is spliced from 2 exons. NCBI's taxonomy places the organism in Eukaryota, Metazoa, Chordata, Mammalia, Rodentia, Spalacidae. Gene Ontology annotation, biological process: 7-methylguanosine mRNA capping. Gene Ontology annotation, cellular component: nucleus; cytoplasm. The record is from RefSeq and is a predicted model, not a curated record. Bases 220 to 2511 code for a protein of 763 amino acids. Gene Ontology annotation, molecular function: methyltransferase cap1 activity.
UGGCCUGGAGGCCUGUGGCGAGAGCGUGGGUCGGGCCGUGUUCUCGGCGCUCCUCCUCCCCUGGGUGGCGGCGCAGGCGGAGAGAGACCAGACCCCGGAAGCUGAUCCCGGGAGCGGAAGUGGAGGGUGGCUCCCCAAGCUGUGGAGCGCGGGUGAAGGGCAGCGCGUCCACCGUGCGGCCGGGAUGGGCAUGAGCGAAGAUUUUAAUUUGAUUUGAAAAUGAGUAAGCGCAGAAAAGCACCGGUUCAGCAGCUAACAAGUUCUGAGCCCUUCAGCCCAGAUGUUCUCACUGACAUUUUUGAACUCUUUACCAAAAGCUUUUCUUAUUCUAAGCCACUUGAUGAUGAGUGGCAGUUACCAGAUCCCAUCGAGGUUUUCACUUGUGACCACACAGAAUUUAAUGCAUUUCUUGACUUGAAGAAUUCCCUAAAUGAGGUGAAAAACCUCCUGAGUGAUAAGAAAUUGGACGAGUGGCACCAGCACACCACUUUCACCAAUAAAGCAGGGAAAAUCAUUUCUCAUGUGAAAAAAACUAUGAACGCCGAACUGUGUACUCAAGCCUGGUGCAAAUUCCAUGAGAUUUUGUGCAGCUUCCCACUUAUUCCACAGGAAGCUUUUCAGAAUGGAAAACUGAAUUCUGUACACCUUUGUGAAGCUCCUGGAGCUUUCAUAGCCAGUCUCAACCAUUACUUAAAAUCCCAUCGGUUCCCCUGUGAGUGGACCUGGGUAGCUAAUACUCUGAACCCAUACCAUGAAGCAAACGACAAUCUUACCAUGAUUAUGGAUGACCGACUUAUUGCAAAUACCUUGCACUGCUGGUACUUUGGUCCAGAUAAUACUGGUGAUAUCAUGACCCUGAAAUAUUUGACUGGACUUCAGGAUUUCCUAAGCAGCAUGGCUACCGUUCACUUGGUCACUGCAGAUGGGAGUUUUGAUUGCCAAGGAAACCCAGGUGAACAGGAAGCUUUAGUCUCCUCUUUGCAUUACUGUGAAGUUGUCACUGCUCUGAUCACUCUUGGGAAUGGUGGCUCUUUUGUUCUAAAGAUGUUUACUUUGUUUGAACAUUGUUCUGUUAACCUGCUGUACCUGCUGAAUUGCUCCUUUGACCAAGUCCAUGUUUUCAAACCUGCUACCAGCAAGGCAGGAAACUCGGAGGUCUAUGUGGUGUGCCUCCAUUAUAAGGGAAAGGAGCCCAUUCAUCCUCUGUUAUCCAAGAUGGUGCUGAAUUUUGGGACUGAGAUGACCAGGAAAGCACUCUUUCCCCACCAUGUGAUUCCCAAAUCUUUUCUUAAACAGCAUGAAGAGUGUUGUACAUUCUUUCAUAAAUACCAGUUAGAGACUAUUUCUGAGAACAUUCGUCUGUUUGCGUGCAUGGGAAAAGGGGAACAAGUGAAACUGAAUAACUUAAGGGAUUGUGCUGUGCAGUAUUUCAUGCAGAAACUUCAACUGAAGCCUCUUUCUAGAAAUAACUGGCUUGUUAAAAAAUCUAACAUUGGUUGUAGUACAAAUACAAAAUGGUUUGGACAGAGGAACAAAUAUUUUAAAACCUAUAAUGAAAGGAAGAUGCUGGAAACUCUUUCAUGGAAAGAUAAAGUAGCCAAAGGAUACUUCAAUAGUUGGGCCGAAGAACAUACUGUCUAUCAUCCUGGGCAAAAUUCUCUGUUAGAAGGAUCAGCUUCGAAUCUCGAGUGUCACUUAUGGCAUAUUUUAGAAGGAAAGAAACUGCCAAAGGUAAAAUGUUCUCCUUUCUGUGAUGGUGAAAUUUUAAAGACUCUUAAUGAAGCAAUCGAAAAGUCCUUAGGGGAAGCUUUGGAUUUGGAUUCCAAGCUUAGGCCAAAGCAGCAAUGCUAUUGUUGCCACGUACUUUCAGAGGAACUGGUAUUUUCCGAGUUGUUUAGCCUUACCCAGUGCCUUCAGGAUGAGCAGGUUGUAGAACCCAGCAACCAGGUAAAGUGCCUGCUUGUGGGUGCACCCACUCUCUGUGAUGUCAGGAUGCAUAUGCCACUGGAAGUCCGACUCCUGGAAUCAGUUGAACUCACGGCUUUCAGCUGUUCAUUGCUUCAUGAUGGAGACCCAGCUUACCAGCGUUUGUUCUUGGACUGCCUUCUACAUUCAUUGCGGCAACUUCAUACGGGAGAUGUCAUGAUUUUGCCCGUACUUUCUUGUUUAACAAGAUUUAUGGCUGGCUUAAUAUUUGUCCUCCACAGUUGUUUCAGGUUCAUCACAUUUUCUUGUCCCACGUCCUCCGAGCCCCUGAGGACCUGUGCUGUCCUGCUGUGUGUUGGUUAUCAGAACCUUCCAAAGCCAGUUCUCCAGUACCUACAGAAUGUGAAUGAGUUGCUGAGCGCCUUGCUCAGCUCUAAUGCCCCCCAGCAGGUUUUGCAGUUUGUGCCGAUGGAGGUGCUCCUUAAGGGGGCACUGCUUGAUUUUUUGUGGGAUCUGAAUGCCGCCAUUGCUAAAAGGCAUUUGCAUUUGAUUAUUCAAGGAGAGAGAAGAAAUGAACAGCCUUGAGUUAUGAAAUUGAAUGUGUCCUUGCUGAGAUUCAGUUUUGUGACUUAAUAGUUUCUGAUUUUAUGGCAUUUGCCUACUCUAUUUAUUUAAUACCUUUUUGUUUUGGAGAAAUGUCAAUUUUUAUAUCAAAGGACAUUACAGAAAAUCAGCUCCUAAUCUGAAGGGUACACAUACUCAUAGUGUUCUUCCUUAUGGUAGGAACCAUGCGGUGGUGGUGGUCAGCCUCUAAUCAUGAGACGUCUGCAUGUGCUUGGGGUGAAAACAGCCAUGCUUGCACAUGCAGUUGAGUUGGUUUUUAUCUGCUGAAGAUUUGCUGUUGUGCCUUCAUUCGGACUUUUCUUUCCCCAAGUAACUCCCCUCCUUGGCUAAUGCUGUUAAUGCUGUUAAUUGGUAGAGGUCAUUCGUGAGAGGAUGCUGGUCACUCCUUGGCAACAGUAUUUACUUGAGAGCAUUUAACGUGUCAUUAUGGAUGUCAGGGAACUUUGUUACCAGAUUUCUUGGUAUGUGCCAUUCAUUGCCUUAGGAUCAGUGGCUCCAUUUUCUUUUGAUUCAAAUGAAACUACUGUGCUCUUGUGUGACCAUUUUACUAUAACCAUCCAACUAAUAACAGGACAGCUUUAAGCCAAAGAUUAUUUUGAAACAAUGAAGAUGUGUGUCUAGUUCUCUUGUAUCAUGAAAACUUCAUUUAGAAAUGUUGUAAUUUUUAACACCCAGGAAACAAUGGAUGGAAAGAUUUCUGAGUUUGAAGGCUUCACAUACCAUCUUUUAUGGGAACAUAGGGUGUGAUGAACGUAGUGAAUACUGAAGGAAAGAAAUGUGACGCUUCUGACACUUACAGAUCUUUAAUCUACACUGAUUUCUUUCAAUAUGAAAACAGCAUUUUACCAAGAUUGUCCAUGAGAUGGCUGUUUAUCAAUUAUAUUUCAUUUCUUUAGAGUUAUAUGUAUUUAAAUGUGUAAUGAGCUCUUCUGGCAAGUGAUUCUUAGUUACCUUGAAGUUCCAUAAAGUAGAUAAUAAUUAUGUCUCACUCAUGAAUUUUUGAGUAUUUUUGUUAUAGGAGCAGUAGAAGCAUUCUGUGAUUUAUUUGGUUAAUAUGAAUUUGAAUUCUUUUCAUGUUCUUUGGUAUUUUUGUAUUCCAUUAUAAUUCAUGAAUAAAGUCUUUAGCAGACUUAUUUUGUGUUCAUCUCCUUAAAAGAGGACCAUGAGGUAAGCCAAAAUAGAACUUGGAGACUUUUUUUUUUACUUGUCAUUUAAAAAAAAAUAUUUAUUUUAUUCUGUGUGUAUGAGUGUAUUGCCUGCAUGUAUGUAAGUGCACCUGUGUUGCACAGUUCCUUUGGAGGUCAGAAGAA